Closterium sp. Naga37s-1 is the source of this 726-nucleotide messenger RNA. NCBI's taxonomy places the organism in Eukaryota, Viridiplantae, Streptophyta, Zygnematophyceae, Desmidiales, Closteriaceae. The record is from the annotation of a GenBank genome assembly.
UGAAAGCGCUUGUGGCCCUGGGCAACGCGGAGUUUCUCUGGGGAGGCAGCGCUUCAAACGUGUUCUGUGACGAGUGGAACAGCAUGUUUACCGACACAGGCUAUCAUGGCGCCGGAGGUUGGGAAGUGAAGUGUGACCCACACGGCAUGGUUACCGACCUGCGUGUGGACUUCCCCGAUUCCUAUUUUGAAUUUGGAGAAGCAGGAGUCGUGCGGGAAGCCAUCACAGCUUUCUCUGCUCUCCAAACUCUGAAUCUGGGUCUGAUAGGCUACGCUGGAAACUUGGAGUUCAUCAGUCUUUUCUCCACCAAAUUGCAACAUGUAGAUCUGAGGUUCUCCGGCUUCAAUGGAUCCAUUCCUGAAUCCAUCGGCAAUGCCACAAGUCUGACGUACCUAGACCUCUCGUACCUGGCUGUCAGUGGAAGUCUCCCUUCCAGCAUCAGUCGCCUCACUGCACUCCAGUUCCUCGAUGUGAGCUUCAACCAGCUCAAUGGCUCCCUCCCUGACUCCAUCACCCGCCUUGCAUCGCUGCAGCACCUGGGGCUUGGAUUCACCAACCUGAGUGGCCCCAUUCCUGCUCGCCUGGGCAGACUUAUCAGUCUGACGUCCCUGAACGUCUCAGGCACGGGGCUGACCUGCCCUGCAGAGGGCAGCAAGUGUGUGGUGCAGCAGAGAAACACCACCAGCUUCUGCCACCUCUGCUCCCCCUUCUGCUCCUCCUGUACAU